AUGUUUCAAGUGUAUCCGAGAUACCGCUCCGGAUCACAAGGAUUGCGAGGUGAGCCGGGUUCAGUAGGUCCACCAGGAGAGAAAGGCCUGCCGGGCGAAAUUGGUCGACAAGGAAUAAAAGGAGAAGAUGGCCCCGAUGGAACAACAGGUCCUGCGGGACCGCAAGGUCUUCAAGGGCUCCCAGGCCCGGCCGGUUUAAAGGGUGAAAUAGGAGAUAUUGGUCUAGUAGGACCCGUUGGUCCUGCUGGGCCACCUGGCGAACCUGGAAUUAGAGGAGGAAAAGGAAUUGAAGGAGUUACUGGGCCCCCAGGGCCUGAAGGUCCUCAAGGCCAAAAAGGAGAUUCCGGUAUGCCAGGGAUAAGUGGGUCACCUGGAAUAGAAGGGAAACCUGGCGAGAAGGGUUCGCUUGGAUCUAAAGGAGAUGAAGGAAAAAUGGGCCAUCAAGGCGCACCAGGGCCGAGGGGAGUGGUUGGUCCGGAAGGGCCUAAAGGGUCCGCUGGUCCUCCAGGAUUUCCAGGUCCUCCGGGAGUACCUGGCGAAAUAGGACCCAAGGGCGAACCAGGAAAAGAAGGUGCAGAUGGCAAGCAAGGAGAUGCCGGAGAACCAGGUGAAGCGGGUCCUCCUGGAAAAGUAGGACCCGCAGGUUCGCCAGGGAAACAGGGUCCCGAAGGUCCAGCUGGUUUUCAAGGAAACACUGGAUUACCUGGUGAUAAGGGAGACAAAGGAGUUCCUGGACCCAUUGGGUUGCAAGGACCCGUUGGCCCUCAAGGUGUUCCUGGAACGCAAGGUGUAGCAGGCCCAAGAGGAUCUCCUGGACCGGCGGGAGAUGUGGGUCCACCAGGUAAAGCCGGUGGUGAUGGUCUCCCUGGUAAAACGGGCGAAACCGGUCCCAAAGGCGAGAAAGGGGAAAGAACACGAAGAGGCAUGAAAGGACAUAGAGGAGACAUUGGCCCGCCUGGUAUUAAGGGUGAAAUGGGCGAAAAAGGUGAACCUGGUCCUAAGGGGCCUAUAGGACCGGAGGGGAAGAAAGGGGAAAUUGGUCCUAUUGGAAAUAUUGGGUUAAAAGGGAAUGAUGGACCUCCAGGUCCCAUGGGUAUCGAAGGUCCUACAGGACUCAAAGGCCUAUUGGGUCCUACAGGAGUUAAAGGUGAAGCAGGUCCCCCUGGACCUCCGGGGCCUCCUGGUCCACCUGCUGAUAUGCCUUUACUACCACCAGAACUCUUAUUCCAACAAGAAUUAUCCAGAUCACGCAGAAGUGUGGAAAGUUUAAUAAAUGAUUUUGAGAAAGAUUUAAAGUAUAUUAAUCCCCAAAUCGCUGGACAAAAUAAACUAAGGGACGAGGAUUUGAAAUUUUUGGAUAUGUAUAACAGCAUAUAUAGUAUGAGACAAGAUUUAGAUCGCAUUAAAAAACCUUUAGGUACAAAAGAAAACCCUGCAAGGAGUUGUAAAGAUCUAUUCUAUGGACAUCCACAAUAUUUGAAUGGUUGGUAUUGGAUUGAUCCAAAUAGCGGCAUGCCAGAUGAUGCCAUAUAUGUGUAUUGCGACCUAUCGAACGGUGGAGAGACAUGCGUACCUCCAGAUGUACACAGCGCCCAUAUGCCUAAUAUUCCAUGGAGGAAGGAGGGAAAUUCGAAUAAUUGGUAUUCAAACUUGCGAGGUGGUUUUAAGAUAACAUACGAGACAGUAGGUGUUGUGCAGAUGACGUUUUUAAAAUUGCUCUCUCAGGACGCAUACCAAAAUUUUACCUAUUCGUGUAUUAAUGGAGUCGCGUGGUACAAUUCAAAAACAAUGAAUAACGAUCUCUCAAUAAAGCUACUAGGAGAAAAUGAACAAGAAUUUUCCAAUACGGCAAUAAAACCAAACGUUCUUAUCGACGGGUGUAAAACGAGAACAACCAAAAGUGAAACAAUCUUUGAAAUUCGUACCAAAAAAUUAAGUCAAUUACCGAUCGUCGACUUUUAUCCCGUUGAUUACGGUAGUUCUAACCAAGCGUUUGGUUUCUUAGUUGGUCCUGUAUGCUUCAAAUAAAAUCAUCAAGAGGACAUUAUACCCAUUACAGCGCUACAACCAUAUUGUACCACUAAUUAUAUGUAGCUACCUGUAUCUUUAAGAAAAUGUAAACAUUUAUAUUUUCUAUUCCUUAUACACUUCACUGCCAUUACUAUACAACUAAUUCAAAAAUUGUGGUACAUACCUACAUGUUAAAACCUUUGCAAUACCUAUGAUGCUCAAAAAAUUGGAAAAUGUUGUAUAAAAGUUAGAUAUGAAUAAAAAUAA
Messenger RNA from Photinus pyralis (common eastern firefly), 2277 nucleotides. Its product is annotated as collagen alpha-1(V) chain-like. Gene Ontology annotation, molecular function: extracellular matrix structural constituent. The transcript is spliced from 10 exons. The coding region runs from base 1 to 2028 and encodes 675 amino acids. Lineage: Eukaryota; Metazoa; Arthropoda; Insecta; Coleoptera; Lampyridae. The record is from RefSeq and is a predicted model, not a curated record.